UAUCCACGUCCUAGCUGAAUCAAACGCUUGGUGAAUCCAUACUCGACUGGCUCGCUGUGAAUACAGGGCUUAGCCAAGGCGAUUGCUUAUUCUCGUUUUUUUACCACCCUCUGGAGAUGAAAUUAUUUCGUGGACCCGCCCAGUUAAACUGACAGAGGCACACUUACAACAGGCAGCUCGGAGGUUGUGUACAACUCUCGGGGAGCGGCGUUUCGGACAGUGGAUUUUUUCGUGUUUUGUUUUACUGAACGCUGGAUCCGUGGUCGCUGUGGGCAGACGGGAGCCACGAGCAGACGACUUCAGAAGCAGACGAUAUUUUCGGGAGGGACUUGAGCAGGCGCUUACACCAGAAUGACAACUUGUCCAAAGAUUUCGGAGUCGACUGUCCCCUCGACCAUCGUAACUAUAGACAACAUCAACGAGGUGAGGUUAUCGACCACCGACCGGACUGUGAAUACGAAGGUUACAAUUACCUGCCAUGAUGGUAGGAGCUUGGUCGGAGCCUCGGAACUCACCUGUCAGGCCGACGGCACGUGGAACAAUGCCAUCCCCAAGUGUCAAUUGACCUCGACCACGGCCAGCAACACAUCCACACUGACUCAGCAGGAGCUUAUCGUCAUCGGCGUGGUCGCCGCCAUCUGCAUCCUCGUCAUCAUCAUGGUCAUCGUCAUGCUGUGCGCCUGCUGGUACAAGAGACGCAGGGACAAGCAUGUGCACAAAAGGCCGGCCUCCGAGUACAGUUUGACUACAGGAGAGAUGGACAACUACAGACCAUACAGUAUGUACUCACCGUUCCCAAGCGGUUCACGGGGCAUCCGAGAAGGUUCCAUAGACCGUGGAGCCAGGUCCUCCCAUCGCCACUACAACGCCUCCCUCCCUCGCUCCAACAUACCAGAGUCAUUCCCCAGAACCAACCACCCUAACGCCUACGAACUGCAGACCCGGACUGCGGACUUCCGACCCAAGCCCUACACCAGCUACGCCGGGCCCCGCAUCGCUCGGGCAAGUUCGGAUACCUACGAGGACUAUAUGGCCGAACGGAACCAGUCGGGCCUUCGCCAACCAGUUCGAUCUGGCUACGAUAACGAAGGGUUCCGAGGGGAGUGGACUGACAGAUAUGAUAGGAAGUCGUUUUCGGAUUUCAACAGGAACGCAUACUCCCAAGGCCGGGAUCCAUUCCUUUGGGAUACAAGGUCUCCGUCUUCGGGGUUCUAGAUUUUACAGCCGCUUCAAGCAACUGUCUUCGUAAGAUGCAGUUUCCAAAUGCAAAUUGUCUACAGAAUUCCAAUUCCAAGGA
Messenger RNA from Haliotis rufescens (red abalone), 1297 nucleotides. RefSeq lists its product as uncharacterized. The record is from RefSeq and is a predicted model, not a curated record. The coding region runs from base 352 to 1215 and encodes 287 amino acids. Lineage: Eukaryota; Metazoa; Mollusca; Gastropoda; Lepetellida; Haliotidae. The transcript is spliced from 8 exons.